This is a messenger RNA of Cuscuta campestris, 2096 nucleotides long. The record is from the annotation of a GenBank genome assembly. NCBI's taxonomy places the organism in Eukaryota, Viridiplantae, Streptophyta, Magnoliopsida, Solanales, Convolvulaceae.
CCAUCCCCCCUUUCUUCUUUUUUUCUUUUCUUCUUCAGUCCAUCCCUCCCACCAUUCAUAGACUUACAGAUUAAUUUAUUCAUCAUUCUCUGUGCUUUUGAUUGCUUUCCGAAUCUUCAGCUUCAAACGAAAGCUUCAAGUCAUUGUAGUAUAUUAGUAUAAUAUAGGGAAACAGAGAAAAUGCUCCUUAACUUGCAGGGAAGCCAUAGCCAUACAACAAAAUCUUUGACCCCUCAUUGGAUCUUCUCGCCGUCUUCUUCUUCUUCUUCUUUGAUUUAAGAAAAACCCAUCAGUUCUAUUGGAAAAGAAAGAAGAAGAAGAAGAAGAAGAAGAAGAAGAAAAUAUUUUUGGAUCUUGGUUUGAUUCCAUUCUCAGAUGUCUGAAUCCCUCUAUAAUGCUUACACUAUAUCAUAUAUGGGAGGAGGUGUAGCCGUUGGCCACCAAGAUUCAACUCUGUCUUCCUUUUGCUCCACUUCUUUAUGGUGUUGCUGAAAUGGCAUCUUACCUUAGCUCUGAGUUGUUGAAGAGAGUCACAUUUCUGCAUCUCAAAGUGUGGGUAUUAAUAGCUUUCUUUAUAGGUCUGUUCAUAGUAGUAGUUCUGCUGGUGUUGCCCUUUUGUCUGUCUCGCAAAAAGCCCAAAAGGAACGGAAAAACACUCCCCACAAGUCCCCCCAUUCCUCCCCUUUCAAAGGAGAUCAGAGUUGUGAACUGUUCUGCAAACAAUAACUAUUACAAUGACCCCUUUCAAGACGCCUAUAGAGACAAAGACUCUGAUAAGCUUUUGGGCCAUACUGAAAAGAAUCAGUCAGGUGACAACGACAAUGUUGGAUUGAUCUCUUACUCUUCUCUGUCUGAUUCGCCCCCGAAGCUUUCCCAGCUCGGCUGGGGCCAUUGGUUUACUCUGAGGGAUCUACAGAUUGCAACCAAUAAUUUCUCUAAAGAAAAUGUGAUUGGGGAGGGCGGAUAUGGAAUUGUUUAUCGGGGACAACUUGUUAACGGAAAUCCAGUGGCCAUAAAAAAACUACUACUCAACAAUCUAGGAGAAGCGGAGCGAGAAUUCAGAGUGGAAGUUGAAGCCAUUGGGCAUGUUCGUCAUAAAAAUUUGGUUCGACUUUUGGGUUAUUGUAUUGAGGGAACCCAAAGGUUACUAGUGUAUGAGUAUGUAAACAAUGGAAAUUUAGAGCAAUGGCUUCAUGGAGCUAUGCGCCAUCAUGGGUACCUUACAUGGGAAGCCCGAAUGAAUGUCAUUCUUGGCACUGCUAAGGCGCUUGCGUAUUUGCAUGAAGCAAUUGAACCCAAGGUCGUACACCGAGACAUUAAGUCAAGCAACAUACUCAUUGAUGACAAAUUUAAUGCUAAAAUAUCCGAUUUUGGGCUGGCUAAGAUGCUUAACGCGGGAAAGAAUUACAUCACAACCAGGGUGAUGGGCACGUUUGGAUACGUGGCGCCUGAAUACGCAAAUAGUGGAAUCCUAAAUGAGAAAAGUGAUGUUUAUAGCUUUGGAGUGGUACUUUUGGAAGCAAUCACUGGAAGGGACCCUGUCGAUUAUAGGCGCCCUGCGGACGAGGUGAAUCUUGUGAACUGGCUUAAAAUGAUGGUGGGAAGCAAACGGUCGGAAGAAGUUGUGGACCCCACGAUGGAGACGAGGCCCUCCACGAGCUCCCUCAAGCGUGCUCUUUUGACUGCCCUAAGAUGUGUCGACCCGAAUGAUCAAAACAGGCCAGCGAUGAGUCAAGUUGUCCGCAUGCUUGAGUCUCAGCAGUACCCAGUGCCUCGAGAGGGUCGAAAAGGGCAGAAAACCCAGGCAGGUUCUGUGAGAGCAGAGUGAAUCUCAUUGAGGGAAGAGUGAACCAUCUGAGACAUUGGAAGGAAGGUGUAAAGGGAAGAUUGUGAUAUACACUCCCCAUGUCCCAAAGUAGUCCAACUUCUUUGAGUAGUCAAACUGGACGGGCUUUAAUCAUCAACUAUACGGCGAGUAUACAAAUUGAUGAUUAGCAAAGUAGACGAAUAUUUUUUGGGGUUUAUAUAGAAUAAACGAUACGUAAUCAAAGCGGUAUUAGGAUAAAUUUGGUCUUCAAUAAUUUGGAACUAGUAUA